Molecule: messenger RNA, 3725 nt
Organism: Eriocheir sinensis (Chinese mitten crab)
Lineage: Eukaryota; Metazoa; Arthropoda; Malacostraca; Decapoda; Varunidae
Exons: 3
Coding region: 395-1327 (310 amino acids)
Source: RefSeq, a predicted model, not a curated record
CGACCUCGCGCGAGGCGCCCUCCGCGUGCUAAACGACCAUCAGGCACAGCCCCUGCUGCACGCCAUAGGCCUGUGACCCCCUGACGCCCUGGACGCCCUCGCCUACUGGUGGUGGGUCCUACAGGGGCUGCUGCUCGCUACCCUGGCGAGCUUCAUCUCGGGGCCCAGCGCCCCUCAUGACGACAAUCCUGACAGUAAUAUUCACCCUGUGGGUGAAGAGGGUGACUUUAAAGAAGUGGACUUGAGGGAGGUGGUGGUGGUGGUAGAGGUUGGACAGCAGAACAAUAACAGCAAUGAGCACGAAUCUGUUGAAUCACCUCCAGGGGCCAACACACAAAGUGAAGUGUUCCUUCAGACACACAGUAACAACAAACACGGAACGGUCCGAGGCAUAAUGUCACGUGUAUCAACGCCUUGCCAACGCCUACUCAAGGUUAUUAUGCGCCGCCCCUCCAAGCGUGUGGCCGGCCUGCUGCUCCUGCUGCUGGCCGGCCACGUGGCCACCCUGACCUACGCCUACCAUCAGCAAGGCCAGAGUGACCUCCUGCGGGGCAUUGCCGCGCUGUGCUCCGUGCUCGCGCUGCCACCCCUCGCCCUCCUCCUGCCAGCCGGGAGUUCCUUAAUGAGUUGGGCGUGGCUCGCCGUUCACGUCACUUAUAGUAACAACCUCGCGCGAGGCGCCCUCCGCGUGCUAAACGACCUGCAGGCACAGCCCCUGCUGCACGCUCUGGGCAUGGGCCACCCCGACGCCCUGGACACCAUCGCCUACUGGUGGUGGUUCCUACAGGGGCUGCUGCUCCCUACCCUGGCGAGCUUAGUCUCGGGGCCCAGCGCCCCUUAUGACGACAACCCAGAUGAUGACGACACCGACGAUAACAACCCUGACUGUGACAGCGCUGACGAUGACAACCCUGACCGUGAUCUUGACCCUGCGGGUGAAGAGGAUGACUUUGCGGAGAUGAACCUGAGGGAGGCGGUGGUGGUGGUGGAGGCGGUGGAUUGGCAGUUCAGGGUGGGGGCUCUAGUCCCCCCUCCUGACUCGCCCCUCCUCCAGCCUCGGGGGGAGGAGGAGAUGGAAGACGAGGAUGAGUUUGAGAACGUGGAUCGGAUGGAGGUAGCGGAGGCGGUGGAGGAAGGGUUGUUUGGGGUGGGGGUCCUUGCCGCCCCUCCCGAGCCGCCUGCCGAGGAGGAGGGUGAAGAAGAGGAUGGUAUUGAGGAGGUGGAAAGAGGGGAGGUGGUGGGGGAGGUGGUGGAGGGGCAGCUCGGGGUGGAGGUUGUUGCCGCCCCUCCGGACCUGCCCGCCCGCCACCCUGGUCCUGUUGAGUAAGGAGGAUGAAGGCGAGGAUGACUCUGACGAAGUGAGCGUGAGGGACGUGGCAACGAUGGAGUGAGACCACUGCAGAAAGCAUAGAAAAAUACAAAAACAAAAACAAAAUACAAAAUACGUAGGAGAAGAAAAAAAAAUAUAAAACACCAGAGUAAAAAAAAAAUUUAAUACAAAAUAUUAGGUUUAGAUUCUUAAAAAAAAAAUGAAACCAAAUACAGAAUACUUAAAACAAUAGAAAAUGAAAAAAUAAAAAAUCAAAUACAAAAUAUUAGGAUUAAGAUUCAUAAAAAAAGUAAAACCGAUUACAAAAUACAUCAAAAACAAAAGAGCAAGAAAAAAAAAAUAUUAGGGUUAAGGUUCAACUUUAUUUGCGUCUAAAAGGAGCAACGGUUUCACCCGAACAGUCGUCAAUGUGAACACGUGUGCAAUAUUUUAUAUUUCCCAGAGAUGUCGUGUGAUAUGUUUAGGGGUAAUGUCGUGUGAUAUGUUUAGGGGUAAUGUCGUGUGAUAUGUUUAGAGGUAAUGUCGUGUGAUAUGUUUAGAGGUAAUGUCGUGUGAUAUGUUUAGGGGUAAUGUCGUGUGAUAUGUUUAGAGGUGAUGUCGUGUGAUAUGUUUAGGGGUAAUGUCGUGUGAUAUGUUUAGGGGUAAUGUCGUGUGAUAUGUUUAGGGGUAAUGUCGUGUGAUAUGUUUAGGGGUGAUGUCGUGUGAUAUGUUUAGGGGUAAUGUCGUGUGAUAUGUUUAGGGGUAAUGUCGUGUGAUAUGUUUAGGGGUAAUAUCGUGUGAUAUGUUUAGGGGUGAUGUCGUGUGAUAUGUUUAUGGGUAAUGUCGUGUGAUAUGUUUAGGGGUAAUGUCGUGUGAUAUGUUUAGGGGUAAUGUCGUGUGAUAUGUUUAGGGGUAAUGUCGUGUGAUAUGUUUAGAGGUGAUGUCGUGUGAUGUGUUUAGGGGUAAUGUCGUGUGAUAUGUUUAGGGGUAAUGUCGUGUGAUAUGUUUAGGGUUAAUGUCGUGUGAUAUGUUUAGGGGUAAUGUCGUGUGAUAUGUUUAGGGGUAAUGUCGUGUGAUAUGUUUAGGGGUAAUGUCGUGUGAUAUGUUUAGAGGUGAUGUCGUGUGAUAUGUUUAGAGGUGAUGUCGUGUGAUAUGUUUAGGGGUAAUGUCGUGUGAUAUGUUUAGAGGUGAUGUCGUGUGAUAUGUUUAGGGGUGAUGUCGUGUGAUAUGUUUAGAGGUGAUGUCGUGUGAUAUGUUUAGGGGUAAUGUCGUGUGAUAUGUUUAGGGGUAAUGUCGUGUGAUAUGUUUAGGGGUAAUGUCGUGUGAUAUGUUUAGGGGUAAUGUCGUGUGAUAUGUUUAGGGGUAAUGUCGUGUGAUAUGUUUAGAGGUGAUGUCGUGUGAUAUGUUUAGAGGUAAUGUCGUGUGAUAUGUUUAGAGGUGAUGUCGUGUGAUAUGUUUAGGGGUAAUGUCGUGUGAUGUGUUUAGGGGUAAUGUCGUGUGAUAUGUUUAGGGGUGAUGUCGUGUGAUAUGUUUAGAGGUGAUGUCGUGUGAUAUGUUUAGGGGUAAUGUCGUGUGAUAUGUUUAGGGGUAAUGUCGUGUGAUAUGUUUAGAGGUGAUGUCGUGUGAUAUGUUUAGAGGUAAUGUCGUGUGAUAUGUUUAGAGGUGAUGUCGUGUGAUAUGUUUAGGGGUAAUGUCGUGUGAUGUGUUUAGGGGUAAUGUCAUGUGAUAUGCUUCUUGGUAAUGUCGUGUGAUAUGUUUCUUGGUAAUGUCGUGUGAUAUGUUUCUUGGUAAUGUCGUGUGAUAUGUUUCUUGGUAAUGUCGUGUGAUAUGUUUCUUGGUAAUGUCGUGUGAUAUGUUUCUUGGUAAUGUCGUGUAAUAUGUUUCUUGUUAAUGUCGUGUGAAGUGUUUCUUGGAAAUGUCGUGUAAUAUGUUUCUUGGUGAUGUCGUGUAAUAUGUUUCUUGGAAAUGUCGUGUGAUAUGUUUCUUGGUAAAGUCGUGUGAUAUGUUUCUUGGUAAUGUCGUGUGAUAUGUUUCUGGGUAAUGUCGUGUGAUAUGUUUCUUGGAAAUGUCGUGUGAUAUGUUUCUUGGUAAUGUCGUGUAAUAUGUUUCUUGGUAAUGUUGUGUAAUAUGUUUCUUGUUAAUGUCGUGUAAUAUGUUUCUUGGUAAUGUCGUGUGAUAUGUUUCUUGGUGAUGUCGUGUAAUAUGUUUCUUGGUAAUGUCGUGUGAUAUGUUUCUUGGAAAUGUCGUGUGAUAUGUUUCUUGGUAAUGUCGUGUGAUAUGUUUCUGGGUAAUGUCGUGUGAUAUGUUUCUUGGUAAUGUCGUGUAAUAUGUUUCUUGGAAAUGUCGUGUGAUAUGUUUCUUGGUAAUGUCGUGUGAUAUGUUUCUUGGAAAUGUCGUGUGAUAUGUUUCUUGGUAA